Molecule: messenger RNA, 964 nt
Organism: Arachis ipaensis
Lineage: Eukaryota; Viridiplantae; Streptophyta; Magnoliopsida; Fabales; Fabaceae
Product: mediator of RNA polymerase II transcription subunit 21-like
Biological process (GO): regulation of transcription by RNA polymerase II
Cellular component (GO): mediator complex
Molecular function (GO): transcription coregulator activity
Source: RefSeq, a predicted model, not a curated record
ACAAAAAAAAACCCUAGUUCUGAAGCUACCCACCCCACUCCCAUCUCUCUCUCUCACUCACUUACUCACUCUCAGCUCACCUAGAUUCACCGCCACCGCACGCUCGCCGCCGUCGCCGUGCCUCUCGCCGCCGUCGCCGUGCCUCUCGCCGUAUCCUCUGCCUCGUGUGCUUGCGUCUCAUCUCCCUCCUCCGCUAGUGAGUGCUCGAGCUGUGCGUGGUUGUUGCUGCCUGCACUGCAGCGUGGGUGGUUGUCUCUGCUCGAUUCUGCCAGGUCUCAACUUUUGCUCCAGGAAUUUUCAGUUUUAAUGGAUAUAAUUUCUCAAUUACAAGAACAAGUUAAUUUGAUUGCACAUCUUGCUUUCAAUACCAUUGGGACCUUGCAAAGGGAUGCUCCUCCUAAUCGGCUCUCACCACAUUAUCCUGAACCACCUCCUCAUCCUACGGAGGAUGGCUCAAACUUUUCUGAACAGCCCAAGCUGAUGAGUGCUGGUUUGGUGAAGGCUGCUAAACAGUUUGAUGCAUUAGUUGCGGCACUUCCAAUAUCCGAGGGAGGUGAAGAAGCGCAGAUUAAAAGGAUUGCUGACCUACAGGCUGAGAAUGAUGCUAUAGGCCAAGAACUACAAAAGCAACUCGAAGCUGCAGAGAAGGAAUUAAAUCAAGUUCAGGAUUUGUUUAAACGAGCGUCAGAUAACUGUUUGAAUUUAAAGAAACCUGAAUGAAGAAACUGGAAUGAUUCUAUUGACGGGAGAUUGGCACUUUGGUAGCCACAACUUUAUCUCCAGUUUGACAUGAAUCAUAGUCUGCAGUAUAACCUUUUAGAAGCCUUUGUUAAGUUAUUAGAUUCUUCAUGUCGACGAGGCUGUUGUAGUCACUCUAUCAAAUUGACAUUGAAUUAUGCUGUGUUAGAAGUUGGUAAUGUUAAUAUUAUUAUAGGGAUUUGUUAUGAGACGUGUUACAAAAUUA